This is a messenger RNA of Drosophila bipectinata, 514 nucleotides long. It is a transcript of the gene Cpr30F, whose product is annotated as Cuticular protein 30F. NCBI's taxonomy places the organism in Eukaryota, Metazoa, Arthropoda, Insecta, Diptera, Drosophilidae. The record is from RefSeq and is a predicted model, not a curated record. Gene Ontology annotation, cellular component: extracellular matrix.
AUGUUUGCUCUCGUUUCUCUUUUCAUCCUGGGUGUUGGAGCCGCCGCUGCCAUCGAGCUGCCCCUGAGUCCCAUCUACCAUUCCCCGGCGGCAAUUGUGAAGCCCCUGCUGAAGGCUGUUGAGGUGGAGGCUCCCGCCCACUACGACUUCGCCUACUCGGUGCACGACGAACACACCGGCGACAUCAAGAGCCAGACGGAGUCCAGGAAGGGCGACCAGGUGCAGGGCCAGUACACGCUCAUCGACGCCGAUGGAUACCUGCGCACCGUCGACUACACCUCGGAUGCCCACAACGGCUUCAACGCUGUGGUCCGUCGCGAUCCCCUCGGCCAGAAGGUGAUCAAGGCCGCGCCCAUUGCCAAGGUCCUGGCUCCAGUCGCCUACGCGGCUCCCAAGCUGCUGGCCGCCCCCGCCAAGCUGCCCCUGAGCCUUUACCACUAGGAUAAGCUCUGGGAGUGAGCGUGAGAGAGAUAGCCAACACUGACUUCAUCGCAUCGACGACGACCUAUCCGCA